GCGCGGCGGCGGUCACGGCCCCGGUGCCCCGGCAGGUCUGCGAGGAGCAGAAGUGCGAGGAGGAGGUCUUCCCGCUGGCCAUGAACUACCUGGACCGCUUCCUGUCGCUGGAGCCCGUGAAGAAGAGCCGCCUGCAGCUGCUGGGGGCUACCUGCAUGUUCGUGGCCUCCAAGAUGAAGGAGACCAUCCCCCUGACGGCCGAGAAGCUGUGCAUCUACACUGACAACUCCAUCCGGCCCGACGAGCUGCUGCAAAUGGAGCUGCUCCUGGUGAACAAGCUGAAAUGGAACCUGGCGGCCAUGACCCCGCACGAUUUCAUCGAGCACUUCCUCUCCAAAAUGCCGGUGGCAGAGGACAACCAACAGAUCAUCCGCAAGCACGCGCAGACCUUCGUCGCCCUCUGCGCCACAGACGUGAAGUUCAUUUCCAACCCGCCCUCCAUGGUGGCUGCGGGGAGCGUGGUGGCCGCAGUGCAGGGCCUGCAUCUGGGAAGCGCCAACGGCUUCCUGUCCUAUCACCGCCUCACACGGUUCCUCUCCAAAGUGAUUAAGUGUGACCCGGACUGCCUCCGGGCCUGCCAGGAGCAGAUUGAAGCCCUGCUGGAGUCCAGCCUGCGCCAGGCCCAGCAGCAGAACCUGGACCCCAAGGCUGCGGAGGAGGAGGAGGAGGAGGAGGAGGACCUGGCCUGCACGCCCACCGACGUGCGGGACGUGAACAUUUGAGGGCGCCGGCAGCGAGGGAGGGGCCGGCCCCAGGUGCUCCCCUGACAGACCGUCCUCUGCAGGACUGGUCACGACCAGAAGGGAAAGCUUCCUUCUCCCUGCUGUCGGUUUUUUCCUUUGCUCUUUCUCCCUUCCGUCUCUGACUUAAGCGAAAGAAAAAAGUACCUGAAAAACUGUCUUUAAAAAAAAGAA
Molecule: messenger RNA, 914 nt
Organism: Ceratotherium simum simum (southern white rhinoceros)
Lineage: Eukaryota; Metazoa; Chordata; Mammalia; Perissodactyla; Rhinocerotidae
Source: RefSeq, a predicted model, not a curated record